UUGAUGGAGAACAGGACAGAAGUGACACACUUCAUCCUGCUGGGACUGACCAAGGACCCAGGUCUGCAGCUUCCCCUCUUUGUGACCUUCCUCCUCAUCUACACUAUCACUCUGGCUGGGAACCUGGGGAUGAUCCUGCUGAUUCUUUUGGACUCCCAUCUCCAUACUCCCAUGUACUUUUUCCUGGGUAACCUGUCUCUGGUGGACAUUUGCUACUCUUCGGCUGUCACUCCUACAGUCAUGGGUGGGCUUCUUCCUGGAGAUGAAGUCAUCUCCUACAAUGCUUGUGCUGCUCAGAUGUUCUUUUUUACAGGUUUUGUUACUGUGGAAAAUUACCUCUUAUCCUCAAUGGCCUAUGAUCGCUAUGCAGCAGUGUGCAAGCCCUUGCACUACACCACCACCAUGACAACACAUGUGUGUGUGUGUCUAGUAUUAGGUUGCUAUGUCUGUGGAUUUUUGAGUGCCUCCAUCUAUAUUGGGGACACAUUCAGUCUUUCAUUCUGUAUGUUCAAUGUGGUCCAUCAUUUCUUCUGUGAUAUUCCAGCAGUCAUGGCUCUCUCUUGUUCUGGUAGACAAGUGAAUGAGCUGGUUCUUGUUUUUGUAGCCAGUUUUGUUAUCUUUUUUGGUCUGAUUGUUAUCUUAAUAUCCUACAUAUUCAUUUUUAUCACUAUCCUAAAGAUGCGCUCAGGUGCAGGACAUAGGAAGGCUAUGUCUACCUGUGCCUCCCACUUCACAGCAGUCUCCAUUUUGUACAGCACUGUUAUCUUCAUGUAUUUAAAGCCCAGCUCCAGUCAUUCUAUGGACAGUGACAAAAUUGUUUCUGUGUUUUACACUAUGAUCAUCCCCAUGCUCAACCCUGUGGUCUACAGUCUGAGGAAUAAGGAGGUCAAGAUUGCAUUCUCAAAGAUUGUUUUGGAGGCAAAAUAA
Messenger RNA from Marmota flaviventris (yellow-bellied marmot), 927 nucleotides. RefSeq names its product olfactory receptor 5B2-like. The record is from RefSeq and is a predicted model, not a curated record. Gene Ontology annotation, cellular component: membrane. Gene Ontology annotation, molecular function: G protein-coupled receptor activity; olfactory receptor activity. NCBI's taxonomy places the organism in Eukaryota, Metazoa, Chordata, Mammalia, Rodentia, Sciuridae. Gene Ontology annotation, biological process: G protein-coupled receptor signaling pathway.